AUGGCGUCAUCGAACAAGCGAUUUGGGUUAUGGCAGAUGCGGGCAAAUCGAGACAAAAGGGAUCCCCAUUGGGAUAUGUUUCUGUCGUGGUUCUGGAUCUGGUUGCGGUUGUCAACUGCGUGUAGAAUCUGUUUGCAUAUUGGCAAGGUGGAGCGGCGGGGUGGUGUUGAUGGUGCUUGUCGGCAGCAGGAAUGGUUUUUUGUAUUGGUUGAUUACUGUUUAAUAAGUCCUUACUCUUCUGAGCUAGGGUUGGUUUCCUACUCUGUUGAGAUAGGAGUUGGUCUAGGUGUUCUGCCAUGUUCAUAUGCUCAAAGUAGCCUUGGAAAUGGGCGUUUGAUGGUUAGAGUUUGGGCCCUUUGGCCUGAUGGUCUCUGUUUAAUAAGUCCUUACUCUUCUGAGCUAGGGUUGGUUUCCUACUCUGUUGAGAUAGGAGUUGGUCUAGGUGUUCUGCCAUGUUCAUAUGCUCAAAGUAGCCUUGGAAAUGGGCGUUUGAUGGUUAGAGUUUGGGCCCUUUGGCCUGAUGGUCUCUGGUACGUGCAUAAUAAUGAGGUCGAGAGAGCUUAUGGGCUUUUUGUGAGAAUGCCGGAAAGAGAUCUCUUCUCAUGGACUCUGAUGAUAACUUGCUGCACGCGGAAUGGUGAGCUUGAGAGAGCCAGAGGACUGUUCAAUUUGCUUCCGGAUAAGCGCGAUGCGGCCUGGUACACCAAGAAUAGGGAAAUGUGUUUCGGGUUGAGGUUUUUUGCGGAGAUGCUGGCGAGGAACGUGGUUUUGUGGAAUUUGAUGUUGGAUGGGUUUGUGCAGAUUGCGCAGGCAGGGGACCUCUUUGAGCAGACACCAAGUAGAAAUGUGGUUGCUUGGAAUGCAAUGCUUGCAGGCUAUGUUCAAGACCACCAAAUUGACAAGGCUGUGAAAAUUUUUAGGGAUAUGCCAGAGACGGAUUCUGUAUCAUGGACUACAAUGAUCAAUGGGUAUGUUAGAGUUGGCAAGCUUGACGAAGCAAGGGAAUUGCUAAACUGGAUGCCAUACAAGAACAUUGCAGCACAAACAGCAAUGAUAUCUGGAUGUGCUCAUAAUGGAAGGAUGGAUGAAGCAAGUCAGAUCUUCAAUCAGAUUGCUAUUCGUGAUGGUGUUUGUUGGAACACAAUGAAAAAUGCUAACAAGGAUUCUUGGAAUACUAUGAUAACUGGUUAUGCUCAAGUAGGGGAGAUGGAUAAAGCCCUUCAAAUCUUUGAGGAGAUGGGCGACAAGAACAUAGUUCCUUGGAAUUCUCUAAUUACAGGUUAUGUGCAGAACGGGUUAUAUCUGGAUGCACUUAAGAGUAUUGUGAUCUUGGGACAGGAAAGAAAGAGGCCUGAUCAGUCAACUUUUUCAUGUGGUCUAAGUGCAUAUGCUAAUCUUGCAGAUUUACAAGUGGGACGGCAACUUCACCAUUUGGUUGUGAAGACUGGCUAUCUAAAUGAUUUGUUUGUCAGCAGUGCUCUGAUUACGAUGUAUGCUAAAUGUGGAACGGUUGUGAGUGCUAAACUAGCGUUCAAAGAUAUCAAUCAUGGGGAUAUUAUUCCAAGAUAUCUGGGUAUGCUCUAA
Molecule: messenger RNA, 1584 nt
Organism: Rosa chinensis
Lineage: Eukaryota; Viridiplantae; Streptophyta; Magnoliopsida; Rosales; Rosaceae
Product: pentatricopeptide repeat-containing protein At2g35030, mitochondrial-like
Exons: 9
Coding region: 1-1584 (527 amino acids)
Molecular function (GO): protein binding
Source: RefSeq, a predicted model, not a curated record